AUGUUUAACUCGGUCAACCUGGGUAACUUCUGCUCGCCUUCGCGCAAGGAGAGAGGCGCUGACUUCGGCGAACGAGGGAGCUGCACUUCCAACCUCUAUCUGCCCAGUUGCACUUACUACGUGCCCGAGUUCUCCACCGUCUCUUCCUUCCUGCCCCAGGCCCCCUCUCGUCAGAUUUCUUAUCCCUACUCAGCCCAAGUGCCCCCGGUCCGGGAGGUCUCCUACGGCCUGGAGCCGUCCGGGAAGUGGCACCAUCGGAACAGCUACUCGUCUUGUUAUGCAGCGGCCGACGAGCUUAUGCACCGGGAGUGCCUGCCUCCUUCCACAGUCACUGAGAUCCUCAUGAAAAAUGAAGGUUCUUACGGCGGCCACCACCACCCCAGCGCCCCGCACGCGGCCCCCGCCGGCUUCUACUCCUCAGUUAACAAGAACAGCGUCUUGCCCCAAGCCUUCGACCGCUUCUUCGACAACGCCUACUGCGGUGGCGGCGACGCGCCCGCCGAGCCCCCCUGCUCCGGCAAGGGCGAGGCCAAGGGGGAGCCUGAGGCGCCCCCCGCCUCGGGACUUGCGUCCCGGGCAGAGGCCAGUGCUGAGGCCGAGGCCGAGGAGGAGAACACGAAUCCCAGCUCGUCCGGUUCGUCCCACUCGGCGACCAAGGAGCCGGCUAAGGGAGCCGCCCCCAACGCCCCCCGCACCCGCAAGAAGCGCUGCCCUUAUUCGAAAUUCCAGAUCCGGGAACUGGAGCGAGAGUUUUUCUUCAACGUGUACAUCAACAAAGAGAAGCGGCUGCAGCUGUCCCGGAUGCUGAACCUGACAGACCGACAAGUGAAAAUUUGGUUUCAGAACAGAAGAAUGAAAGAAAAAAAACUGAGCAGAGACCGGCUGCAGUAUUUUUCAGGAAAUCCACUGCUGUAA
Molecule: messenger RNA, 915 nt
Organism: Apodemus sylvaticus (European woodmouse)
Lineage: Eukaryota; Metazoa; Chordata; Mammalia; Rodentia; Muridae
Gene: Hoxc11
Product: homeobox C11
Exons: 2
Coding region: 1-915 (304 amino acids)
Biological process (GO): anatomical structure development; regulation of transcription by RNA polymerase II
Cellular component (GO): nucleus
Molecular function (GO): RNA polymerase II cis-regulatory region sequence-specific DNA binding; DNA-binding transcription factor activity, RNA polymerase II-specific
Source: RefSeq, a predicted model, not a curated record